Molecule: messenger RNA, 2061 nt
Organism: Lobosporangium transversale
Lineage: Eukaryota; Fungi; Mortierellomycota; Mortierellomycetes; Mortierellales; Mortierellaceae
Product: pseudouridine synthase
Exons: 5
Coding region: 1-2061 (686 amino acids)
Biological process (GO): pseudouridine synthesis
Cellular component (GO): nucleus
Molecular function (GO): RNA binding; pseudouridine synthase activity
Source: RefSeq, a predicted model, not a curated record
AUGAGCGAGGAUCUAGUCGGCAUCAGAACAUUUGUCGAUCCUUCUAUCCCUGGAUUUUCUGCUAUUAUCAAACAGCGAUAUUCUGAUUUCAUUGUAAACGAAAUAGAUCUAGAGAAUACAUGUGUCCGGUUAACUUCGCAUGAGAUACCCAUUGCGAAAGAAAGUGUAGGGAAGGAUAAACUGGAAGCCGAAGGAGGUGAAAAGCUAAUUAACAACAGCAACAUGUCGGACGAAGAUAAAUUAAAUGAGCUUAGUGUACUCCUCAAGGACGAUGAAGAGAUCAUGUCGCAGAUUAAAAAAAUGCUGGACAGUUCUGGCAAUGAUCUCGAAUCUGUCAAUUUGAAGGACGAUAAGGCAAAGCGCACUGAGAUACAUAAGCUAGUCAAGGAGCGAUUUUCAGGCAAGAUGGUCUCGGAGACUGUCGAUGGCAUCAUUCGCCUCCGUAUGCACAAGAAGAAAGAUGAUCUCGACACAAGAGGCAAAGCGAGAACAGAUAUUUGGAAGGAGUUUGGGGGUGAGUUUUGCCGUUUUUGUCUAUUCAAGGAGAAUCGUGAAACGAUGGAAGCUAUCAACUUUCUUACAUCAUGUCUUCGCGUCCCUGGAAAAGUGUUUUCGUUUGCAGGAACAAAGGACAGGAGAGGUGUAACGAGCCAAUGGGUCACGGCUCACAAAGUCAAAGCUGAUCGAUUGAAUGGGCUCAAUAAAUCUCUUCGCAACAUGCGUCUCGGCAACUUUUCUUAUGUUUCUCAAGGGCUCAAACUGGGAGAUCUUAAUGGAAAUCGAUUUACAAUUACACUUCGCAAUGUUCUUGUAGACUCUGAAGAAACCCUGAAUCGAUCCAUGAUCUCUCUGCGUGACAAAGGCUUCAUCAACUACUUUGGCAUGCAACGGUUCGGAACAGGAUCUGUGGGGACUCAUCAAGUCGGCGCUGCCAUGUUGAGAGGCCAAUGGGAAGAAGCUGUCGAUUUGAUCAUGAAACCUCGACUCGGUGAAGGUCCCGAUCUAGAGAAGGCUAGAAAGUAUUGGGCAGAGCAUAAGAACCCGAAAGAGGCUCUCAAGUUGUUUCCAAAGAGAUGGGUUGCAGAGCAUCAAAUCCUUUGGUCUUUCCAAAAGGCAGGUCAUAUGCGAAGCCCCUUCGAAGCAUUAACCAACAUCCCCAGGAACUUGAGGUUGAUGUAUGUACAUGCCUACCAAUCCUACGUGUGGAAUCAUAUGUUGUCAGAGCGCGUUCGUCUCUAUGGAGCAGACAAAGCGUUAGUAGGAGAUUUAGUGGUUGAAAAUAAGUCUGCGCUAGAGGCUGAGGAGGACAUGGAGGUAAAUGAUACACCUAAUAGCAAGGACUCAAAUUUGGUACAAACAACAACAAAUAACCCUCGUGGGAGUGACUAUGUAAGGGCGAAAGUAUUGACAGAAGUCGAUGUUGACCAGUAUACGAUCUAUGACGUUGUCCUGCCACUUCCAGGACAUGACAUUAUCUAUCCAACGCACGCGAUCGGCGAAAAGUACAAGGAAUUCAUGGCUAAAGAUGGCCUGGAGCCGUAUAAGAUGCUUCGCUCCAACAAGGAUUAUUCCUUGACGGGCUCCUACCGCUACAUCCUGACCAAGCCCGAGAAUGUUGAAUGGGAGAUUGUCCGCUACAAUGAGCCCAAUUUACCCCUAACGUUGACUGAUCUUGAUCGAUUGGAGGGUAAAACCAAGGCCGAGGGCGUUGUUGAUGAUGCCGAGGGCAAAUAUCUGGCUCUGAUUUUGGAUCUGACGCUUCGAUCAAGCCAGUAUGCGACCAUGGCAAUCCGUGAAGUCUGUAAGCAGGACACUUCGGCUGCUUUCCAGAGUACGUUGAAUGUUGGUGGUGAAAACAGCGCAGAAACUACAGCUACAUCGUCAACGCUUGCUAGUGGAAGUAUCGAAGGGUCUGCAGUGAUACCAGGUGCUCUUGAAGCUCCAUCGUCAGUAGCUCUUGAUAAAUAUUCAGUUACGUCGUCCUUAUCAUCUACAAAGAGAGACAUUGAGCAAGUAGAAGGUGCAGAGAAUGCACCAGAAGCAAAAAUGCCCAAAGACUAA